AUGGAAGAAAUUGGGAAAGUUGCCAAAAAGCUAGCAUCCCUCACACCACGAGGCUCAUCUGGUGUCACAGAUAUUAAAAAUAUUCUCUCUGUCUCUCUCUCUCCUCUCUCACUCUCUUUAAAAAAAAAAAAAAAAAGAAGAAGAAGAGAGACCUUAAGCAACCUUCUGGAUUCAGAAGCUCAUGAAAAGAGACCACCAAUCCUUACAUCUUCAAAACAAGACACCUCACCUCACAUUACAAAUGUUGGUGAGAUGAAGCAUUACUUAUGUGGCUGCUGCGCAGCUUUCAACAAUGUAGCCAUCACAUUUCCCAUUCAGAAGAUCCUUUUUCGGCAGCAGCUCUAUAGAAUCAAAACCCGGGAUGCAGUGCUUCAGUUGAGGAGGGAUGGAUUUAGAAACUUGUAUCGUGGAAUCCUUCCACCAUUAAUGCAGAAAACCACCACCCUGGCACUUAUGUUUGGUCUGUAUGAGGAUUUGUCUUCCCUUCUCCAAAAGCACGUCAGUGCCCCAGAGUUUGCAACCCGUGGCGUGGCAGCAGUACUUGCAGGGACAACAGAAGCCAUUUUCACUCCAUUGGAAAGAGUUCAGACAUUGCUUCAAGACCACAAGCAUCAUGACAAGUUCACAAACACUUAUUAGGCUUUCAGGGCACUGAAGUGCCAUGGAAUUGGAGAGUAUUAUGGAGGUUUGGUACCCAUUCUAUUCCGUAAUGGAUCCAGCAAUGUCCUUUUCUUUGGUCUCCGAGGUCCCCUUAAGGAGCACCUGCCUACUGCAACGACUCACAGUGCUCAUUUGGUCAAUGACUUUAUCUGUGGAGGUCUACUGGGUGCCAUGUUGGGAUUCUUGUUUUUUCCAGUUAAUGUUGUAAAAACUCGAAUACAGUCUCAGAUUGGUGGAGAAUUUCAGUCUUUCCCCAAGGUUUUCAAAACAAUCUGGCUAGAACGGGACAGAAAAUUGACAAAUCUUUUCAGAGGUGCCCAUUUGAAUUACCAUCGAUCUCUCAUCUCUUGGGGGAUAAUCAAUGCUACUUAUGAGUUCUUGUUAAAGGUUAUAUGAGAAAAGUCGUUGGUGAAGUGCCAUGUAUUAACUAAAUAGACCUAAGAAUGCAGUUUGGUCUUAUUCCUAAUUGGCUCAAAUAUAAGUUGGUGUCACUAAGUCCAGGCUGAAUGAAUUAUGGGCAAAGUUAAUUUCCUUAAGCCUCAACAACAAAAAUAAACAAUAAAAAGUUUCAGUA
Molecule: messenger RNA, 1234 nt
Organism: Ictidomys tridecemlineatus (thirteen-lined ground squirrel)
Lineage: Eukaryota; Metazoa; Chordata; Mammalia; Rodentia; Sciuridae
Source: RefSeq, a predicted model, not a curated record